AUGCUCAGGAGCUUCUGUCUUCAGCUCAUGUCCUUGCUUUGGAUCCUGGUGGCCCAUCACCAUUUUACACAAGGUGAGGAUGAGUUCAAUGUUCCUUUGGUUCCACCUGGGCAUGAAGUCUCUUACAGCAGAAAGGUAAAGCGUUCAUUCUGCAGCGGUGUGCAGAAACCACCAUUUAACUCCCUGUGAAUGAUUCCUCUUGUUCAAAGAGGUCUCCCUUUCUUCAGGUGCCAGGGAAAAACAUAUGAGCACAAACGUUACUCAAGUGUGUGGGUUUCAUCACUUAGUUGUCCUGUAGAGGCUAUACUGUAGAGGAGGGAGUCAAACUAAGGUCCACAAGGUAGGGUGGUUAUGAGAACAUUCCUGUCUACAGGGAAAUUGCCUCCUGCUUCCUGCAGGGAGUAACAUGCGGCUACUUACUUAUUUCAGGAAGGGCCGUAGCUCAGUGGCAGAGCACAUCCUUUGUAUGCAAAAGGUCCCAGGUUUAAUCUUUCGUGUCUCCACUCAUGGCUGGGAAAGACUCUUGUCUGAAACCCUGGAACAAAGGGAAACUGCCUUCUACUGAGUCAGACUAUUGUUCCACUUAGCGUAGCAUUGUCCACACUGUUUGGCAGUGGCUCUCUAGGGUAGCAGAUCAGGACUUUCCCCCUGGAGAUGAUGGGGAUUAAACCCGGGGCCUUCCUGCAUGCAGAGCAGAUGCUCUGUCACUGACGUGUUGACCCUGCUGAACUCCAUGGAUCAAUGGUCUGACUCAGUAGAAGGCAGCUUAGUUAUUACAUGUAAGGAGAGGAAUGGUCUAGCCUUCUUUCCUGGUUGUGAGCAAAUUAAAAUAUCGCUGGUUGACCCAUCUUGUGUAGCAGACUGAGCUUUGCAUGAGAUUAACAGAGCUAGAGGUAAGUUUGUGUCUGUGUGUGCCCUCUCUGCUUCUGUGUGAGUUUGGGUAGACAAAUGGUACUGUACUAGUUGGGUUUCAUAAGACAGUGCAGCAUAGGAAAGUCCCGUCCCCAACACAUAGGUUUUAGCCAGAGUGGUAUCUGGGUUGCCAGCAAGAUGGACCUUCUUUGAUUAAGCGUAGACUAGAUAGAUUACAGUGAUGCAGUGGUACCUUGGGUUACAGGUGCUUCAGGUUAUGUGUUUUCGGGUUGCGCACUGCGCCAAACCCGGAAGUACCGGAACGGGUUACUUCCGGGUUUCAGUGCUCACGCAUGCACAAAAGCACUAAAUCGCGCUUUGCACAUGCACAGAAGCGCCGAAUCGCAACCCACGUGUGUGCAGACACUGCCCUGCGGGUUGUGAACGCUGCGGGUUGUGAAUGUGCCCCCCCCAGAUCACAUUCACAACUUGAGGUUCCACUGUACUGGCAAUGGGGCAUACAUUUUUUUUUCUAUGAUCAUAGACUCAUAGAAUUGUAAAGGACCCCAAGUACAGGAAUCUCAAUUAAAGCAUCCAUGAAAGAUGGUCACCCAGUCUCUGCUUAAAACCCUCUAAGGAAGGAGAUACUGAAUGAAAUUGCUAAUAAUUGUAUUAAGUAUCCAAAAGGACAAUAGGAAAAUGCUGUUCCUAGCUCCAUGAAUUCCCCUGCUCAUGUCCAGGUGGGCUGUUGGAUAAAUCCAAAGCAGCCUCAGCAAGCAACAGAUCUGAGUGGAGGAAGGGGCUUGGGGAAGGGGCUGCUUGACCCUUCCCGCUACGACCAUCAUUCUGCUCAAAGCCCCCCCCUUUUGCUUCUCCACCCAGAGGGGGAGGUGACCUGUGACUUCUCCCAUGCAGUUAGAAAAGCAUCAGGAGCGUCAUCUGCAGUGGGGAAACGGUCAGAUGGGAAAGAGUCCAGCAGCUCUUCCUCCGUGAUGUUCUUUGCUCAGAUUUGGGAUUUACUGUGGCAGCUUUGCAUUGAAAAGACAGGAGGAAAAGCUCAAGGGAGAGUGACAUGCAACUAGUACAACAUUGAACUAGCCCAAGUGCCAAAGCUUAAUACGUUUGUCCCCUGACAUUUGCCCCUGCUGUCCCGGGCCCAAGGUGCGAUUACUCCCCCCCCCUUGGUGUUUUUAGGCAUGCAGUGACACCUGCUGGACAUUCCGUGAAAGGCCUUCAAACAUCCCUGGUACAAGCCAUGCCCAGGGGCCAAACUAGACAAUACAGUGGUACCUCGGGUUAAGAACUUAAUUCGUUCUGGAAGUCUGUUCUUAACCUGAAGUACCACUUUAGCUAAUGGGGCCUCUUGCUGCCGCUGCACGAUUUCUGUUCUCAACCUGAAGCAAAGUCCUUAACCCGAGGUAAUAUUUCUGGGUUAGCGGAGUCUGUAACCUGAAGCAUCUGUAACCUGAAGCGUAUGUAACCCAAGGUACCACUGUACAAUAAUCAGUGUAUGAUCACAAUUGUGUAUCUUCUUCACAUGUUGUAAAACAGAAGCUGUUGCAAAGGCCUGAUCUGGAUUAUGACCAUAGCAUGGAGGAAAUGUGUGUGUGCUUAAAAAAACAAAACUCCCCUCUCCCCCGUUUUCCUAACAAAAACCACACGUGUACACAAGCUGCUAUUUACUGUAGGUGGGAAGAUGCUAUUUGCACUCAUAGUUGCUUUCCUUCCAGGGCAAAUAGCAGGACUGGGAGGCAAUUUUAGUUACGAGAAUUAUACUGGGGGAAAGACUUAUUUCCCCUAUCCUUCAUACCACAGUCCAGAUAGGCAUGGACCAAUCUGGUCUUCCGCAACUGUUUUUAUUUGUAUUUUUUAAGGAGACCAUACAUAACACAUUUCAUCAGGUAUGUAACAUAUUGUUAAGUUUAGCCCUGGGAAUAUGGGUGUAUCUACACCAGAGACUCGUAACGGGUUAAACUCAUUCCUUUUCCAUUGGGAAUUCUGGGAAUGGUAGUUUUCUGAGAGGGGCCUAUGUAUAGGGUUGCCAUAUUUCAAACAGUGAAAAUCCGGACAGAAAAGUUGUUGAGCUAAUUUUAUUAAAAUGUGAUAUAAAACCAAUGUAAGUGGAUAAGGCUCCCGAGCGCACACGAUCCAACAAGAUCGUUGGGUCCUGGUCACUUGCGGCACAGCACAUGACAGAAGAAACAAAAAGAAAGGUGAAAGUUAGCGGGCAGAAGCAACAGAGCCUUCAGGUGCCAGAAGGGAGGGGAUAGGGAGGGAGGGAGAGAGAGAGAGAGAGAGAGAGAGAGAGGUGGCAGGACUGGGGAACAAACAGCUCAGUUACAGCCUUGGAGACAUUUAAAUAAAUAAAGAGAAAUCAAUCCCUUGGAAAGGGUCUGAUGCUCAUCUCAAGUGCUGGGCCAGAGAAAUGGAAAUAUUGGGGGCCUACAAGUCAAAUUUCCAGAGUGCUCCUCAGCUAUAGUUGCUUUGAGUAUAUCUAUUCCUCCCUCUGUGCAUUCAAGGUAGCAAGGAGUCUCAGUACAGCAGUGUUCGUCCCCCUUCCGCAGAUUAUGUUUUCCCCCUUAGGCUGGAAAAACAGGAGGUGUCCUGCGCCUUGCUGUGGCUUUCUUUAAGUUGAGGCUUUAGCCAGUCUUGUGCCAUGCACUGCAAGCUUAGACCUGACAUCUCCCACCAGCAACAGCUACAUCUUCCUUGUAGCAAUUACAGACUUUCCGUGGGUCAUUCUCUCUUGUGACGCUACAAGCCAUGCUUAGCAAGAAAUGUAAGCUUGGGGAAAGGAGGGCACCACUAAGGGAGCCUGGUUGCUAAGGGAUAAGGCUGCAAACUUAAGCAUAUUUAUCAGAGAGAAGGUUGCAUUGAAUUCAGGGAGGUCCUAUUCCUGCAUUGCAAGGGGGUUCCAACUCUGUGAUUCUGUGAUUCUAUGCAGGGGUGAGGAACCGGCAGCCUGCCAUGUUGGAAUCCACCUCCCAUUGGCCCCAGUCAGUGCAGGCAGUGGUCAGGGAUGAGGGGAGCUGUAGACCAAAACAUCUGCAGGGCACCAGCUGGGUACUCCUGCUUUAGAUGAUGAUUUGUAUUGCUUUGGUCACUUCAAAAGGUGUCAAGCUGGCCCAGUUGAGUUUGGGGGCUCUCCAGCAAAUUCUGCUGAGUGUGGCCCUCAACCUAUGCUUCACACUUUGAUCUGAUGGUACCAGUUGGUGCCAGCCUUCAUUCUGCAGCUGUACUGUGGUGGUUAUAGAAAUGGCAUGGCAUUUGUGCUUCAGUGGGGGGAAAUGGGCUUUAUCUUUAAAGGGCAAAGAAGGAGUAGAUAGGUAUUGUUUCACAAAAAUGUAAGGGGUGGGGAAUGAAUUAAACAUUUCUAAAACAGCAUUGCCAUGGUGGAGAUGUGCAAGAUUGUCUUGCUGACAGCAGUACAAUGGGUACUAUCCAAAGGGAAUUUCCCAUAUGUUCCUCUUGAUCCGUGCUGUUUUGUUUGCUAGAAGUUAAUAGAAGUAUUUGUUAUGCUUAGCUUCAUUCAUACUGUCGGUGCUUAAUCAGAGCAGCGUCUUAAACUGGAUUAAAUCUUGGAGUGCUUCCAUAUUAGCUUUCUUUCAACAGAAUGAACAGAAAUUAAUUAGUUAAUUAAUUUUAAUUUAACGAUAUUUAUUUACUGCUUAAUGUAUUUUUAAAUAGCCAUCCAAGCUGGUUGCAUUAAAUAAUAGAAAAUAUACGUAAGAAAAUACAAUAACACCAACAGACUUUAAAAAGAAGUAGGCAUAAUAUGAAGAUAAAAAUGCAGGCAAAACACAAUUAAAUCACUCAGUUACUCCUGAGAGUUCAGUUGCCACUCUUCUCAAACAGUUGUAUUUUGCGGCAGCUGUGGGGAGAAAGGCAAAUUGCAUGCUAGGUAUCAGUAACGGAAUUAAGACGAAAACUGCUGAUAUCACAAUGCUGUUAUGCUGUGUAGUUGGAAUACUGUGUACAGCUUUGGUUGUUGUACGAUAUCAAACAUCAAAAAUGAUAUUGUAGAGUUGGAAAAGGUUCAGAAAAGGGCAAGCAAAAUUGUCAAGGGGAUGGAGCAACUCCUUGUAAGGAAAGCUUGAACUCACAGAUGUCCAUGGAGGUGCAAGUCAAUUCUGUGUCCAGGGCAACUGUGUACCAGCUCCAUCUGGUACGCAGGCUGAGACCCUACCUGCCCACAGACUGUCUCGCCAGAGUGGUGCAUGCUGUAGUUAUCUCCCGCUUGGACUACUGCAAUGUGAUCUACAUGGGGCUACCUUUGAAGGUGACUCGGAAACUACAGCUAAUCCAGAAUGUGGCAGCUAGACUGGUGACUGGGAGUGGCCUCCAGGACCAUACAACACCGGUCCUAAACGACCUUCAUUGGCUCCCAUUGUGUUUCCAAGCACAAUUCAACGUGUUGGUGCUGACCUUUAAAGCCCUAAAUGGCCUCGGCCCAGGAUACCUGAAGGAGCAUCUCCACCCCCAUCGUUCAGCCCAGACAUUGAGGUCCAGCUCUGAGAGCCUUCUGGCGGUUCCCUCACUGCGAGAAGUGAGGUUACAGGAAACCAGGCAGAGGGCCUUCUCAGUAGUGGUACCCGCCCUGUGGAACACCCUCCCAUCAGAUGUCAAGAUGACUUUUAGAAGACAUCUGAAGGCAGCCCUGUUUAGGGAAGUUUUUAAUGUUCGAAGUUUUAUUCUGUUUUUAGUGUUCUGCUGGGAGCUGCCCAGAGUGGUUGGGGAAACCCAGCCAGAUGUGUGGGGUAUAAAUAAUAAAAUUAUUAUUAUUAUUAUUAUUAUUAUUACUAUUAUUAUUAUUAUUACUACUACUACUACUAUGUUGUUGUUGUUGUAGCAGCAGUUGGGCAUUUUCAGUUUAGAGAAAAGGUGAAUGAGAGGAGACAUGGUAGAAGUUUAUAAAAAUUAAGCAUGGCAUAGAGAAAGUGGCCAGAGAAACAUUUUUCUCCCUCCCUCAUAAGACCAGAACUCGUGAACAUCCAUUGAAGCUGGUUGUUGGAAGAUUCAAGACAGGUAAAUGGAAGUUAAACUAUGGAACUCGUUCCCACAAGAGGCAAUGAUGGCCACCAUCUUGGGUGGCUUUAAAAGAGAAUCAGACAGAUUUGGGGAGGAUAAGGCUAUUGGUGACUACUUGCCGUAGUAAGUAGAUUGGAGGCAGUGACCUUUCUGAAUACCUGUUGCUGGAAACUGCAGGAGAGAGCACUCUUGAGGUCAGGUUCUGCUUGUGGGGUCCCCAUAGGCCUUUGCUUGGCCACUGUGAAAAUAGGAGACUGGGUUAGAUGGGCCACUGGCCUUCUCUGCAUUCAGGGUAGGUGUCUUUCUGUGUGUAUAGGGUGGAGACACGUCAAUUUCACCACUGCUUUGUUAAGUUUUAAAAUUUAAGAUAUUGCAGUGCUGGGGGACACAGAUCCUCUCUUUAAGUGUGUUUGUGAGGGAAGGACCUUCACCAGGAAGCGGCAAUAGCAGUACAGUCAUACCUCGGGUUGAAGUUGCUUCAGGUUGAGCGUUUUCGGGUUGCACUCUGCAGCGACCCAGAAGUAACAGAACACGUUACUUCCGGGUUGCGCCGCUCGCGCAUGCGCAGACGCUCAAAAUGAUGUCAUGCACAGAAGCGGCGAAUCGCAACCCGUGCAGACACGGUUUGCAUUCGCUUCAGGAUGCGAAUGGGGCUCCGGAACGGAUCCCAUUCACAUCCAGAGGUACCACUGUACUGGUGGUGGCCAAUCCAGUCCAGCAUCCUGUUCCCGCAGCGGCCAACCAGAUGCCUGCGGGAAGCCUGCAAACUGGUAUUCAGGAGCAUGAAGAGAGAGCCGGUGUGGUGUAGUGGUUAGAGUGCUGUGCUAGGACCUGGGAGACCAGAGUUCGAAUCCCCACUCAGCUGUGAAGUUCGCUGGGUGACCUUGGGCCUGUUGCCAUAUCUCAGCCUAACCUGCCUCACUGGGUUGUAAAACUGUAAAGUUGGAAUGUACCCGCCCCCCCAAGGCUCAUCUAAGUCCAACCCCCAGCAAUGCAGGAAUCUUAGCUGAAGGUUGGGAGGAUGAAAUAGGGAGGAGGAGAACCGUGUACAUCAUCUUAGAGGAAAAGGCGGUAAAUAAAUGCAAUAAGUAAAUAAAUAAAGUAAUCAUGCAAAUAACAUGUUUAUUUUUUAGCAGUGGCAUUUGCAAGGUGGAUGCCAUUAAGUACAGCUGCCACAGGACAACUACUGUAGCAUGAGGCCCUCCUCCCCAAAAAGAGAUGUCAUUUGAAACUAAGAAGCUAGCUUCCCCUGAGUCAGGCCACUGGUCCAUCUCCCCAGUAUUGAUUUCUUUUCUGGACCAGGAAUGACUCUACAGGAUUCUGGGCACAUAUCUCCUCCUACAUGGUCCUUUUAGCUUGUGAUGCAUCGAAAGCAGGUGCUCUUAACACAUGAGCUAUGGUCCACUAUCCAUCCUGAGGGGGAAAAACAGCGUGUUGCUCAUUUGGAAAGUUGAUUGUUGCUUCUGCUUCAUUUCUUUUUUGCGCUUAAUUAUUAUCGUUUGCAUCCUCUUGCCUGAUGGUUCACUGACCUAUAUCUGUGUUGCGAUUUUCUCCAGAAGGGCAGUUCUGUUCUGUAUUAUUGCAACGUUGAGCUUGAUCUCAGUCUGUCGAUUGCAUAUUUAAAAAUUUCCCUAAAAUAUAUAUUUAAGGGGGAGGGGGACAACAAGCAGCAUAUGUUCCCAGCUACAAAAUAUGGAGCCUCCCACAGCUAAGAAAAAUCAGCACUUCAACACUCUGAAGAUUAAGGGAAGACAGCAUGAAUGGCAUGCAAUAAAUGGGUAGAAACGUUUCCAUUUAUUGCACUAGAAACUGGUCUUGUGAUAUUACAGAUGGCAGGGAGAGGUCAUACACAACUGGGAUAAGUAUAUGCUGGAAAGGAAAAUGGAUUCUACACACUUCUGUCCCAACCUGGCAAAUUUGUGAUGGGUUCACCAGCCUUUUCCUGCUGACACAAGUUAGCCAUAGCUUGGAGUUCUGACUUCCUGGUGCAAUAAAUCCUGCUCUCUGCUUUGCCUUGCAGGUGAUGACUGCAGUGACCACUGUAACUUGGCUCAUGGAAGCUGUGACGAGGACGGCAAAUGCAGGUAAAGCCAUACUUGGGUGCUGUUAAAAGAGAGGGCUGCUCAAACACGGCGUCACUCCAAACCCUGCACAUUUUGUGCCAACCACCCCAAGAAGUAGUGUCCUAUAAGCUUCUACUCUCAGAGUUGGCCCAAUACAUUUUGCUGCCUGGUGCGACAAAGGGCAAGAUGGCGUCCCCUCCUGUUCAGUGUAUAGAAGCUGACUGAACCAGCCAUUAGUUUUUAUUGCAACACCGGUGUUGCGACAGCCGUGCCUGAGGACAGCAGGCUGGCCUAGAGGGUGCAAAGUUGGCUGUGUGGCACACACAGAUGUUUUCUGCAACCAGGGCCAGCCCACCCAUGAAGCAAGGGGAGGGGACUGCCUCAGGUCGCAGGAUCUGUAGGAACAGCAGAUCCAGCCUCUAAGGAAUGUGUUGCCCGCUUAUGCUGCCACUGCAGCAACAGCUGUGGCAUGUUUCUUGGAGGUCAAAUCUGCUGCCUCCUCAGCAGCACCCCCAUGCCACCCCUACAGUGGCCUCUUGUGAAUAUGAGGUACUGCUGGUCUCCCCUCACCUUUGGGGAAGAAAUGGUGGGAGCUGCCCUCUGGGGUCAUCUGGGUUCUGCACCCGCCUGGUGCUUCAAAGCAGGCUGCCCCCUCCCCCCACCAUUCCCACUUAAACCACCAGGUAAGGUUUAUUUUAUUUUAAAAUAAAUUUUAUUUUUCAGGUUUACAGAGAUACACAUCCAAUUUUCCCCCAAUAAGCAUUUAUAGUUUGACUUCCUCCCCCAUCCCUUUUGCAGUUUCUUAUAUUUUAUAAAAAUUAAUACCUUCAUUUCCCUCAUUAUUCCAAUUAAUGUAAGGUUGAUUUUAUUCCCUCCCUUGUUCCCAGUGUAGAUCUUCACUCCCCCCUUUGUUCCCGAUGUAAAUUUUUACUCCCCUCUUGUUCCUGAUAUAGAUCUUCACUCACCCCUGGAUGGGUGGGCGCCAUUUUGUUGCUUGCCUCAGGUGUCAAAAUGUCUUGGGCCAGGCCUGCUCCAACCCCAUGCUGCCACCCCUCCCCACCUUCCUGCCUCUGCUGCCUGAGGCAGCUGCUUCAUUACUUAUAGGUCUGGCCCUGCCGGUUUUUCAUCCAAAAGUCCACUUCAUAGGUAACAUUUUUUUCUGCAUUAAAAAAAUCUCCAUGCAUGCCAAAACAUAUGUACAUUUUCCUGUGUUAAGUGGGAUAUUUAAGUUUAUCUCACCACCAGUCCAUAGAUAAGAUGGCCACUGUGUGCAGCUGUUGUCUGCUUCAUGAACAAAAGAGAUUGUUUCUCCAUAUAUAUCACACUUUCCUAAUAGGGAUGUUAUUUCCAUUUAUGAAAAAUGUCACAUUUGAAGCAACUUGAAUGGAUGCAAUGAACACACUUUAUGUUAGCCUUAUGAACAAAUCAACCAAUGUUGCUUGCUCUCAUUUAAAGAAAGCCCCUCCCCUCCAAAAAACUAGAGUGGUUGCCCAAAUAUACCCAUGCUGUUCAUUUGUGAAAGAAAAUUUUGUUGUUGUUGCUAGCCUUUCUAGUUUAGUUAAUCAUAGCUAAUUCUUACUCACCAUAGACAACCAAGCAAGUUGCUAUUUACACGUCUGAAUCAUGGGCUCGGUUUGCAUAAUCUUGUUUCAUUUGCAUGCUUUCAGUCUGGGAAAAGUGAGUUUAUUUCCCCACCUUCGUCUUUUUCACAGCAUUUUACAGUGAAUGGAAGAGAGUGCUUUGUGUGAGGGAUUUGAACUCACUGUGUAUCACUGAAGUGUGUGGGUCAUGUCUGAGAGCCAAGGAGGAAGCACAGAUCCAAGUUGAAAGAGAUUGCAGCAGAUAAUUUUGCAGAUAAUUGCAUAUGGAUUUUCUCUAUAAACUUGAGGGCUAGAAAUUUACUUUGAAAUUUAAUUAAUAGUGAUAUUUUUCAGGGAUCCAAAUUCUGGCCCACCCAGAAUAAUGGAAUAUUUACAGUCCUUUGUUUUGGUAGCCAUUUUUAGGGUAGAUGUUGACUUGUUUUGCAAAAAAAUCUCCCUUGAAUGGUGAGCAUCCUUCUUAAUCUGAUGGGUUGUUCUUUUGGUCUCUGGAGAACAGAUUAUUUAAUCCAUCUAUUUGCAUCUGGGCAGAGAGAUCAGUCAACCUGCUAUAGGAUACUGCAGCCUCAAACAGCUGCUGAAGAGCAGUGUCAAAGGGCAUUGCCCGUUCAGCACCUGCUUACACUACUGAGGCUUUGUAUUGUUUUUUAUGGCAUUUUACAGUGCAAUAAAACAUCCCACAUACGACACUCCCCAGAAUGGGUGGAUAAUAGCAUUUCAAAAGUUUUAUAAUUUUAUAUGACUGUUCUGUGUUACCAGCCAACAUUGCACAAGCUUUCGGAUAACAUAUGCUGAUCGCUAGAAGUUGCAGCUAGGAAAUACCUGAGCUGCUAGGCUGUUUUUGUCUUUUAUUAAAUUUACUUUGAAUUGCCUAAAUAAAGGCCUUGUCUGGAAACCAGGGUUUUCAGCUGAAGACGGGAGAGGCUUUUGCAUAGAUUCUAUUUUAGAUCCUCCUAAAUCCUAGGAUUUCAAAUGGGCUCAUUUCCUACAAAACAGCUUAACAGUAUCAAAGAAACAUGGGUAAGAUAACUUGCUGCAACACCGCAAUAAGUUUCAGACAUUAUUUUGAGAGUUUUACAGUUGUAAUAUAGUACUGUUGCCAUCCCUGGGUUGCAUGCUUGGAGUAGGCCUCCUUUUCCAACCCAGCGCUGGAUUUGGCAGUAGGAAACACAUCCACGCUGCAUGCGUCUUGUCCUGGCACACUGUCACUAAUACAACAAUUUUCAAAGCAAAAAAAAAAAAGUCAUUUACAGAGCAACCCUAUAUGCACAUUAUGCUGGGGCUGGCAAUUUGCCACUGCUGUGUUGGUGCAACAGCCUCUUCAUGAAAUGCUCAGCCCAUGAAGGAAGGGGAAACCACAGCAAAUGCAUGGUGUUGGUGAGGGAGGGAGAGAAAAUAGGGAAUGGUGCCAUCUGAGGGCUCUGCCAGGGCUCAUGCCUCAGUCUCUCUCUCCCCCCCCCCCCCAAGCCAUUGACAUUUGGGAGUUGUAAAAGAACUCUGUGUUUGCGGUGGCUGUUUGUUCUUCUCCUUGCAUAUGAGCUAUGUUCCUACAAAGCAGCUGCAAUGGAUGCAGAAACACACCUGACAUUCUGACAACUAUCCGCUCCCAUCAAGCACAGAUGUUCUUCAGGGCUAGGCAACCUCCCAGAUCUUUCCAGAUGCUGUUGGAUACCAACUCCCAUCAGCCCCAGCCAGUAGCCAGUUGUCAGAGAGGAUGUAAGUUGCAGUCCAACAACAUCUGGAAGGCUAUAGGUUCCUCAUUUCUGCAUUAUAAGACGUGUCCCUCUUUCUCUCGCUUACCUGUUCAGAAUGCUCUCUCCCUCAAUUGUUGGAGAGGAGGUUGGGUGUUUGAACAUAGUCCCCUGAGGCAAGGUACCUGUUAGGGGUCUAGAAGGAGAAGUGUGAGCAGUGUGAGCAAGUUCCCUCACAUGCUCAGGAUAUGACGUUUGUGCAAAGUGCCCCCUUUGUGGUCUACCGGCCAAUUUUAUCCAGUGUUCGCUGGCUGUUGGGAUUGUAACCAAAGAAUGGUGCCAUAGGUGGCCCCAGCAAAGUCAUUUCUUACAUUCUUUGACAAGAGCACAUACUCAGGAUCACAGACCAGUUGUAUCGUGGCUGUUAAUAGAUACUAGGCACGGACUUGUGCUAUGCAAUUUAACACACAUUGGCUGAUGAAGGGGUUUCUAUGUUAUAUACAUUUUUUUUAAGGUAGACCAAAAAGAGAUUGAAGUCAGCCCACCCCUGCCCCACCCUGAAGACACCCAGGACUGAUAGAAAAAGCCUGUGAUUGUGUAGUUCAAGAUGUACCUCAUCUAAGAAGGGCAUCUUUCUUCACUGCAACUGAAGGAUGGGGGCAGACCUCGAUCUUUCCAUUGGUCAACAGAGUUGUCCUGUGUAGACCAAGUUGGGGUUUUUGUGUGGGGACCUCACCCUGGACUUUAUGUUUUCUGAUUUUUAUCCCUUCGGCACACCCAAGGUGGGGUUUUUUAAUACAAAGCAGAUGCCAUUUUUUAAUGCUGUAUUUCCCCCACUUGGUUUGUGGUUUGUGAAGGGUAUACGUCUCGUUUCAGUGAUUCCUUUUUUGCAGCUGUGCAAAUGGGCAGCCUGAGUUUGUGCCUCUGCACCACUCCCUCAGAGUGGCAGGAAUGUGCAGCCGUGCAUUUCUCUGCCAUUAAAAGAGAAGAACUCUAUAGGGGAGGCGCAGAGGAGCAAAAUCCCCACCCACAGGUAUGGCGCGAAAAAGAAACUACGCCCACAAAACCUGGGCUCAGUCUUUUUGGCACUGACUCACUGAUUGCAGAGUAAACACAGGACUUGCAUCUAAUUAGUAGCAAGGAACAGAGAGGCAUGAGCGUAGUAUGAAUCCCGUGUAUCACUGCUUGAUCUUUGGUAAGCUGCAGCACUGGGGAAACCCAGCCAGAUGGGUGGGGUGUAAAUAAUAAAUUAUUACUAUAGUCUAGUUAUAAGUGUGGUGAACAAGGCUUGCCAUGAGUCAUGUUUUGGUACAUCCUUCCAUUUUAGUUUUAUCUUCCAAUAUUUUCUCAAUAUACUUUAAAAUAUGGGGGGAAAGGUGCUUGAUAUGUGUGCAUUUGCACAAAGAAAAAGUAGCCUGUGAUGUGCCAUUGCCAGCAGCCCAAUCUUAGGCAGGUUUACUCAAAAACAGGUCCCCUUAGUUCAGGGCGAUGCACUCCUGAGUAAGGGUGUAUAGCAGGGGUGGACAAUGUGAUGCCUUCGGAAGUUGCUGGACUCCAACUCCCAUCAGUUCAAGCCAGCAUGGCCAGUAGACAGGGAUGAUGGGAGUUGAGUCCAGCAACAUCUUAAGGGCACCACGUUCCCUACUCUCCUGGACCGCAGCCUUAAGGUUUGGCACCGGCGCAUUCCUAUUCUCUCUGAAAACAAGUUACUGGGAUGGAAAAGAAACAGUAGUAAAAGCAGAGUUUCCUGCCAGUCUUGCACAUCAGGUGUACAGCCCAGAUUGUCCCUCCUGACCUAUGGCAAAACCCCAAGGCAAAUACCAAGGCUGGAGAUUCCUCUUCUGUGCCCACCCACACAUUUCUUAAAAUAGAGAUAAUUUUCUCACUGUCCCCAGGCAAUCAUUAGACAGGCGGCAAUCUUGGCUGGCUGACGCUCUUCACCAAAACUUGUGGUACUCAUAUGCCCCACCCCUCCUCUUGCCUCCUGCCCAAAGUGCCUCCAUUUUGCCUCACCCUUGGCUCCAUCCUGCUGCUGCUGCUGCUCCCUUCACGAAUUCCCCUCACAUUCUUGUGCGAGGUACUUCUUCCUAUCAUGCCAUUGAGACCGAAAAGGAUCCUGGAUCCGGCCUCCACCCAUCACCAGGAACAGAGACCAUUGGUGGAUCUACACACAGGGGUGCUAUAAAUAAGUCAGAAAUUAAAUCAUUAUAACAACCACACACACACACACACAAAAAAAUCACAUAGAAUUUUUUUUUUUUGCUCUCUGGCACCAUCUGGUGUUGCAUGUUAUAACACAUUCAAAACAUUGUUUUUUGACUAAUGCAGCUGAGUCCCAUGACUAUGAAAUGCCAGUCUAAUGCCUUGUGAUGUUUACUGCACAUGGCUUUGUUAGUGCCUUUGCGUGGUGCCUGCGGUGACGUUCUCCUGCUCUGACUUUCUGGUUUUCCUUCUGCAGGUGUGACAAAGGCUGGGAAGGGGAAUACUGUGAACAGUGUGUGAGGAUGCCAGGCUGCAAGCAUGGGACGUGCCACCAACCCUGGCAAUGCAUCUGCCAAAGUGGCUGGGCUGGCAAGCUGUGCAAGAAAGGUGCGUCACUCCACUUGGAACAGGGUGGGGACUUAUUGAGGAGAGUCGGGACGACAGGGAAAGGAAGCUUAUUGGGAAGCUGCCUUAUACCAAGCCAGAACACAUGGGCUGGUACCUGCUCUCCAGAGUUUCAGACAAUAGCUUCUGCUGCUGCUGCCUUGAAAGGCUGAAACUCGGGUCCUCUGCAUACACAACACAUUCACUACCGACGAAUGAUGCCAUUUCCAAACAACAGCAAUUCAGCUUUAACAGAAGAACCACACAGCCUUAUUAGCAGCAGUAAUUCGGCCGUCUUCCCAUUUUCUGCUUUGAGGCCUCCCUGGAGAAAACAACUACUUUUGCUAUUGACUCCAAUACUUCCCAGCUACAUGAAGUUGUCCUAAGGCCUUGGAGAACCACUGCUAGUCAGAAUACUUUGGAAGUCGAGCGGAAUCCGUUCUGGAAGUCCUUUCGACUUCCAAAACGUUCGGAAACCGAAGCGCGGCUUUUGAUUUGCUGCAGGAACCUCCUGCAGCCAAUCGGAAGCCCCAUUGGAUGUUUAGGUUCCAAAGAAUGUUCACAAACCAGAACACUCACUUCUGGGUUUGCAGCGUUCGGGAGCCAAAGCGUCUGAGUACCAAGGCGUUCGGGAUCCAAGGUACAACUGUAUGCAGUGCUGGGCUAGGAGGAAGUAAGGCAGCUUCUUCUGCUCCAAUACAGGAGCCCACUUCCCCCUUCAGAAUCAGUGGCCUCGUGCCUCUGAAGAGCAGGGGACAUCCGGUUGGACACUGGGAAGGAGGAUGCUGUGCUAGCUGGCCACCUUUUCUUUGUACAGCCUCCAGUAUCACAGUAAAUUAAAAAAAAGAGAGAACUUUUAUGUGUGGGUGUGGGUGUCUGGCAUGAAAAAGCAGCCCUGAGUACUUUUGACCUGCAUUUUCUCCUUGUCCUCCUCUUUUCCCCCAUCUCUUUCAGACGUGCAUGUCUGUGAGCACCAGACCCCGUGCCAGAAUGGAGCCCAGUGCGUCUACGACCGAGAUGGGGAAUAUUCUUGCCUGUGCCUUGAAGGAUUCCAUGGAAAGAACUGUGAGCUGAAGACGGGGCCAUGUGAUAAGGCAGGGUGAGAGAUCCUAGCAGAAAUAGAUGGGAGGAAAGGCAGGCGCAAGGAGCAAAACCUUUUGAAGGCUCCAGUCCUUUGCCUAGGAGUAAGUCCCAUUAAGCUCAGUAGGGCUUACCUCUGAGUGAACGCGUAUAGGAUCAGCCGUAAAAGGCUUUAAAACGCACCAUUUCACGAACAAGGAUUUCAAGGCAACGUUCAGUUUUAUGACAACUUUUUGUUGUUAUUUUUUCCUGUGUGGCUUAUUUUUGCAUGCACCUUUUACGUGCACUUAGAAGCCACUCAGAGUGGCUGGGGCAACCCAGUCAGAUGGGUGGGGUACAAAUAAUAAAAUAAUAACUGUUAUUAGAAAUGCUAACGGUUAAGGGGUAUUUAAACAGAUGAAUAAAAUGUAGGACGGCCCAUAUGGGUGUUGUGAUCGGUCCCCAUUCUCUCCUUUCAGGUCCCCUUGCAAGAAUGGCGGAGAGUGCCUGGACCAGAACGGCUUUGCUAAAAACUACACCUGCAAGUGCCUGGCAGGAUUCAUUGGCACCCACUGCGAGAUUGACGUCGACGAUUGCCUGAUGCGUCCCUGUGCCAACGGUGCCACCUGCCUCGACGGCAUCAACCGCUUCUCCUGCCAAUGCCCCACUGGCUUUGAAGGGCGUUUCUGCAGCAUCAACGUUGACGACUGCGCCAGCCAGCCGUGCAGAAACGGGGCAAAGUGCUACGACCGCGUCAACGAUUUCGAUUGCCUGUGUCCCGAGGGCUUUGUCGGCAAGACCUGUGAGCUCCUUGCUCCCGAGCCGACGUGGGUCACCGCGUUUCACCCUGAUCCCAAGGGGCACGGCAACGACGUCGUGAGAAGCACGGCCAGCAGCAACCCUUGGACAACCCAGUCUGAGUCUGUCCGGGUUGUGGUGACUGGGAAGCGGGUCACUACCUACAGUGAGAAAUCAAACGGGGGAGGGCUGUUGAUCUCCGUGAAAGAGGUGGUGACUCAGCAGGACUCGGGGCUGAGUCAGUCGCAGCUGAUUUUAGUGCUGGUAUUUGGGCUGCUCACGGCCCUCCUAGUCUUGGUAACUGUGUUGGUGCUGCUGAAGAACUGGCAGAGGGGGCGCCGGAGGUGCCAAAGCCCCUCGCAGUCUGCAAGGAAACUCCAGGACCAAGAGUGCCAAGUGGGCAUGUUGAGUACGGUCUUGAUAGAACCCAGGAAAACGACUGAGCUGUAA
Messenger RNA from Podarcis lilfordi (Lilford's wall lizard), 16125 nucleotides. The record is from the annotation of a GenBank genome assembly. Lineage: Eukaryota; Metazoa; Chordata; Lepidosauria; Squamata; Lacertidae.